Molecule: messenger RNA, 1428 nt
Organism: Sinocyclocheilus rhinocerous
Lineage: Eukaryota; Metazoa; Chordata; Actinopteri; Cypriniformes; Cyprinidae
Product: putative lysozyme-like protein
Exons: 1
Coding region: 92-1216 (374 amino acids)
Source: RefSeq, a predicted model, not a curated record
GGAGGUAGUAGCUCUGUUAGUUUCUCUCAAGCCUCCGGUCACUCUGGGUCAGUAUGCUCCCACGUCCCCUACCAAAUAUGUAAGUGCCCCCAUGUCUGUACCCCAAGCUACCACAAAUAGCGGGUCUUCCUAUAGAGCAGUUUCACAGGUUGGUUCUCCGUCUCAAAUGGGAGCUUCUGGUCAGUUUACAUCUCCGGGAGGGAACUAUUACAGGGGGUUGUUUCCACAGUCUCAAGCUACCUCUAGUCAAUAUGCUCUUGGCUACUCCAAGCCCAUUUCCUCGCUCCAAAGCACUUCUAGUCAGUCCACCAGUGUCUUGAGUUCCCGUAAGCAAUAUAGCUCUGCCUCCCAGGGCAGCUCUGGAUCUCAGUUUGGGGCCUCUACUGAUUUUGCCUCGCAGGGAAUGAGCAGCUCUUACAGUGGUUCUGUCCUGUCUCCAGGUACCACUGGCCAGUUUGCCCCUGGGUCUUCCCCAUAUGCAAGUGUUUCACUCUCCUCACCCCAAGGUGGUCCAACUACUACUGUUCCGGGUUCUCGGAAGCAGCUUACCUCUACCUAUAUCGGCAGCUCUGGCACCCAGGCAGGAUCAUCCAGCUUCACUCUGCAGGGAAGCACUGCAUAUGGUGGAUCACGUCAGUCUCAAGGUACCGCUAGCCAGUUUUCCCCUGGGUCUCCGUCCUCAUAUCCAGGCUUAUCACUGUCCUCACGCCAAGGUGUUGCCAGUCAAUCUAGUUCACGGAAGCAGCUUACCUCUGCCUCCCAGGGCGGCUCUAGGGCUCAGUUUGGGGCCUCUACUGGUUUUGCCUCGGAGGGAAUGAGCAGCUCUUACAGUGGUUCUGUCCAGUCUCAAGGUACCACUGGCCAGUUUGCCCCUGGGUCUCCAUCCUCAUAUCCAGGUUUAUCUCAGUCUUCACCCCAAGCUGGUCCAUUUACUACUGUUCAGGGUUCUCUGAAGCAGUUUACCUCCACCUACACGGGCAGCUCUGGCAUCCAGACAGGAUCUACUCCCUUCAACCUACGUGGAAGCACUGCUUACGGUGGAUCGCGUCAGCCUCAAGAUACGGCAAGUCGGUUUGCCCCUACCUCUCCAUAUGAAAGCGUAUAUUGCAAAUGUGUUUUGUCACCCCAAGGUGUAGACCGUCACUCUACUACUGCUCAGGGUUCACAAAAGCGGUUUACCUCCAACUAUGGAAAAAAAAAAAUUGUGAAUUUGUGAAAGGUAACAGUGUGGUCAGGCUAUAGGAAUGCAUUUGUGUACAUGUGCGUUGCAUUUCUUUACAAUGUGACCACCACCGUCUUGCUGCUGAUAGUAACAUAACUAUCAUCACUUAAAUGUAUGUUAGUGUUUCUACCAGAUUUUACGAUUUAGUGUGUGUGUUUUGUUUGCAGCAGCAUAUUAAGUGUGACGAGGGCCACUUAAAAAAAAAA